AUGCAUGAGCCCCUGUUUUUGUUCUCUGCGCGCGACAUUGAUGAAGGCCCAAAGAGUGAUGUAGCAGAGGAAGAUGCCAUACCUGUAAGGAUCUUCAAUGAACAGGGCAGUACGAGGUCUCCCUUCUCUGACCUCACUCUGACGACUUCACCAUCAUGGCCCCCCCCAAAGAAGAACAAUGGCAAAGCAACUGCGGCCGCUAUCCCAGAGGCUCGGCUCACUGAAGCAGAACGCCUGGCUGCCGUUGAUGCCUUGUUGGAGAAGAAGAAAGCGACAGCAGUGAAAGCUGCUACCACUAGGGCCAGGAACAAGAAAGCGAAGGAAGCUGCUGCUCAAGCUCUCUGGGGGCAGACGAGGAGCCCCUUUCGAGCGUUGAGGACGACGCUACGCGCCCUGCCCGCAACCUUUCUGUCACUGAAGAAGAAUCCGAUGAGCCGCUGCGAGUACUGCGUGGAGCAACAUAACAAGUGCCUCCCGAUCCCAACCUUCGUUCUCUGCCAGUUCAAUCGCCUUGCCGACGCCUUCCAGCUGUAUCGCGACGCCAUCCAGCACGACGAGGAGGCCUUCUCCAAGACCUUAGCCAACAGCCGUGCUAAGAUCUUAGCAGCCGUCCAGGAGAAAUAUACAGCCUACAUCGUGCAAGGCAAGAAUCUCCUUCGUCGCCGCCACCGCGUGGGUCACGACUCGCAGCCGCAGAAGGUGAAUCUCGGCCUCGCCCUCAUUGAGAUCGUGUCGGAGGUCCGAAGCCUGCGCCGAACUACUCGUCUUGGCAAUGACCUCCAGAAGGCUAUCCACCGCCACCUUCCUGACGUCGCCCUGGCUGAGGAGUACGAGUCUUCUGACAGCGAGGACGACGUGGACCGGGAACAUGUCGAUGGCGAGCUUGAGCCGGAUUGGGAGCUGGAGACUGUGGUGGGGUGA
Pseudogymnoascus destructans is the source of this 921-nucleotide messenger RNA. RefSeq lists its product as uncharacterized. The coding region runs from base 1 to 921 and encodes 306 amino acids. The transcript is spliced from 5 exons. NCBI's taxonomy places the organism in Eukaryota, Fungi, Ascomycota, Leotiomycetes, Thelebolales, Thelebolaceae. The record is from RefSeq and is a predicted model, not a curated record.